Messenger RNA from Mandrillus leucophaeus (drill), 492 nucleotides. It is a transcript of the gene ROMO1, whose product is annotated as reactive oxygen species modulator 1. The transcript has 3 exons. NCBI's taxonomy places the organism in Eukaryota, Metazoa, Chordata, Mammalia, Primates, Cercopithecidae. Gene Ontology annotation, cellular component: TIM23 mitochondrial import inner membrane translocase complex. The coding region runs from base 179 to 418 and encodes 79 amino acids. Gene Ontology annotation, biological process: protein import into mitochondrial matrix; protein insertion into mitochondrial inner membrane. The record is from RefSeq and is a predicted model, not a curated record.
GGAGCAGCAUGGUCCCGCUGGCAGAGCCCACCUUCCGAAGCGGCUGCGGUCCUGGGCCCCAGGCUCCCGGAAGUGCUUCCCCGCGAUCCGGAAGCGAUUCUUCGGGCCUCGAGCGCCCUCCCCGUCGUUUUCCGGGAGAGACGUAGAGCUGAGCGACCGAGGCCGCGAGCUGGGUGAGAUGCCGGUGGCCGUGGGUCCCUACGGACAGUCCCAGCCAAGCUGCUUCGACCGCGUCAAGAUGGGCUUCGUGAUGGGUUGCGCCGUGGGCAUGGCGGCCGGGGCGCUCUUCGGCACCUUUUCCUGUCUCAGGAUCGGAAUGCGGGGUCGAGAGCUGAUGGGCGGCAUUGGGAAAACCAUGAUGCAGAGUGGCGGCACGUUUGGCACAUUCAUGGCCAUUGGGAUGGGCAUCCGAUGCUAACCAUGGUUGCCCACUACAUCUAUCCCUUCCCAUCCAUCCCAGCCCACGUACUAAUAAAAGAAAGUCUUUGAGUA